GACGGCCGGGAGGGAGGGCGUGCGGACGGACGCGCGGGGUGGCCGGGGGCCGGACGCACGACCCGGGGCGGGCGGCAAUGUGGGGAGGCCCGGGCAGCCCAGGAGGCUGCGGGGACGGGGGCGGAGCCGGGGGCGCCACGGGCACCGCCCCCCUGCGCCGGCGGAGCCGCCGCCCGAGCGCGGACCCGGGAGCCCGAGGCGGCUGUAGCGUGCGGGACCCUGAGGACACGGCCAUGCCGGGCCGGGCGGAGGCGGGGGAGGCCGAGGAGGAGGCCGGGGCCGGCUCGGGGUCCGAGGCGGAGGAGGACGCGCUGUGGGAGCGAAUCGAGGGCGUCCGGCACCGGCUGGCUCGCGCCCUGAACCCGGCCAAGCUCACGCCGUAUCUGCGCCAGUGCCGGGUCAUCGACGAGCAGGACGAGGAGGAGGUGCUGAGCACCUACCGCUUCCCGUGCCGCGUCAACCGCACCGGGCGCCUGAUGGACAUCUUGCGCUGCCGUGGCAAGAGGGGCUAUGAGGCCUUCCUGGAAGCCCUGGAGUUCUACUACCCCGAACACUUCACGCUGCUCACGGGCCAGGAACCCGCCCAGCGCUGCUCCAUGAUCCUCGAUGAGGAGGGGCCUGAGGGCCUGACCCAAUUCUUGAUGACAGAGGUGCGACGGCUGCGGGAAGCUCGCAAGAGCCAGCUGCAGCGGGAGCAGCAACUGCAGGCCCGGGGCCGGGUGCUCGAGGAGGAGCGGGCAGGGCUGGAGCAGCGGCUGCGGGACCAGCAGCAGGCUCAGGAGCGCUGUCAACGGCUGCGGGAGGACUGGGAGGCGGGCAGCCUGGAGCUGCUGCGGCUCAAGGAUGAGAACUACAUGAUCGCCAUGCGCCUGGCACAGCUCAGUGAGGAGAAGAACUCGGCUGUACUUCGCAGCCGUGACCUGCAGCUGGCGGUGGAUCAGCUCAAGCUCAAGGUGAGUCGGCUGGAGGAAGAGUGUGCACUGCUUCGAAGGGCUAGGGGCCCGCCCCCUGGGGCAGAGGAGAAGGAGAAGGAGAAGGAGAAGGAGAAGGAGCCAGACAAUGUGGACCUUGUCUCCGAGCUGCGUGCUGAGAACCAGCGGCUGACAGCGUCGCUGCGGGAGUUGCAGGAGGGCCUGCAGCAGGAGGCGAGCCGGCCGGGGGCCCCGGGCUCCGAGCGCAUCCUGCUGGACAUCCUAGAGCAUGACUGGCGGGAGGCGCAGGACAGCAGGCAGGAGCUGUGCCAGAAGCUGCACGCCGUGCAGGGGGAGCUGCAGUGGGCCGAGGAGCUGCGCGACCAGAUUAGGCAGUUGAGGGCCUGUGAGGUAAAGUCAGUGGCUCAGACCACUCCACUGGGCAGGAGGGGACUUGUUAUUGGGUCUCAGACUGUUGGUGAGCGUCUCUCACUGGCCCUCCUGGGCACCUGCUGGUUAGCUUUCUCGUGGUCCCCAGCCCUGUGGUCUGACCCCGCCCCGUGCCACCCUCAGUACCUGCAGGAGAUGGAAGACCUGCGGCUCAAGCACCGCACGCUGCAGAAGGACUGUGACCUGUACAAGCACCGCAUGGCCACUGUCCUGGCCCAACUGGAGGAGAUUGAGAAGGAGCGAGACCAGGCCAUCCAGAGCCGUGACCGGAUCCAGUUGCAGUACUCACAGAGCCUCAUCGAGAAGGACCAGUACCGCAAGCAGGUGCGGGGCCUGGAGGCGGAGCGGGAUGAGCUGCUGACAACGCUCACCAGCCUGGAGGGCACCAAGGCUCUGCUGGAGGUGCAGCUGCAGCGGGCCCAGGGUGGCACCUGCCUCAAGGCCUGUGCCUCCUCCCAUUCCCUGUGCUCCAACCUCAGCAGCACUUGGAGCCUGAGCGAGUUCCCCUCCCCUCUGGGAGGCCCAGAAGCAACUGGGGAGGCAGCUCUCAUGGGGGGACCUGAGCCUCACAACUCGGAGGAAGCCACAGACAGUGAAAAGGAGAUCAACCGGCUCUCCAUCCUGCCCUUCCCCCCCAGUGCCGGCUCCAUCCUCCGCCGGCAGCGUGAGGAAGACCCCGCACCCCCUAAGAGAUCCUUCAGCAGCAUGUCAGACAUCACAGGGAGUGUGACACUUAAGCCCUGGUCCCCUGGCCUCUCUUCGUCCUCAUCCUCUGACAGCGUGUGGCCUUUGGGAAAGCCGGAAGGCCUCCUGGCUCGGGGCUGUGGCCUGGACUUCCUCAACAGGUCUCUGGCUAUUCGGGUGUCUGGCCGGAGCCCCCCAGGGGGCCCAGAGCCGCAGGACAAGGGACCAGAUGGACUGUCGUUUUAUGGGGACAGAUGGUCUGGGGCUGUGGUGCGCAGGGUGCUGUCUGGGCCUGGGUCGGCCAGGAUGGAACCAAGAGAGCAAAGGGUGGAAGCUGCUGGUCUGGAGGGGGCGUGCCUGGAAGCCGAGGCCCAGCAGAGAACCUUGCUCUGGAAUCAGGGGUCCACACUCCCCUCCCUGAUGGACUCGAAGGCCUGCCAGUCCUUCCACGAGGCCCUAGAAGCCUGGGCAAAGGGACCAGGUGCCGAGCCCUUCUACAUUCGUGCCAACCUCACCUUACCUGAGAGGGCAGAUCCCCAUGCCCUUUGCGUGAAAGCCCAAGAGAUCCUUCGACUGGUGGACUCGGCAUACAAGCGGAGGCAGGAAUGGUUCUGCACCCGGGUUGACCCCCUCACUCUGCGGGACCUGGACCGGGGCACCGUGCCCAAUUAUCAGAGAGCCCAGCAGCUCCUAGAAGUUCAGGAGAAAUGCCUGCCCUCCAGCCGGCACCGAGGCCCCCGCAGUAAUCUGAAGAAGAGAGCCCUGGACCAACUGCGGCUGGUGAGGCCCAAGCCCGUGGGGGCGCCUGCAGCGGACUCCCCGGAUCAGCUGCUGCUGGAGCCCUGUGCAGAGCCGGAGCGGAGCCUCAGACCCUACAGUUUGGUGCGGCCGCUACUGGUGUCUGCCCUGCGGCCCGUGGUGCUGUUGCCUGAGUGCCUGGCGCCCCGGCUCAUCCGUAACCUGCUAGACCUGCCCAGCUCCCGGCUGGACUUCCAAGUGUGCCCAGCGGAAAGCCUCUCUGGGGAGGAACUGUGCCCAUCCUCAGCGCCUGGAGCCCCCAAGGCUCAGCCUGCCACCCCUGGGCUAGGCAGCAGGAUCCGGGCCAUCCAGGAGUCUGUUGGGAAGAAGCACUGCCUGCUGGAGCUGGGUGCUCGGGGUGUGCGGGAGCUGGUGCAGAACGAGAUCUACCCCAUCGUCAUCCACGUGGAGGUGACUGAGAAGAAUGUCCGGGAAGUCAGGGGUCUGCUGGGCCGGCCGGGCUGGCGGGACUCAGAGCUGCUGCGGCAGUGCCGUGGCUCAGAGCAGGUGCUCUGGGGGCUGCCCUGCUCCUGGGUGCAGGUGCCCGCCCAUGAGUGGGGACACGCAGAGGAGCUGGCCAAGGUGGUGCGCGGCCGCAUCCUGCAGGAGCAGGCCCGCCUCGUGUGGGUGGAGUGCGGCAGCAGCAGAGGCUGCCCCAGCAGCAGUGAGGCCUGAGGCUCAUCUGAUACCUGCACCUUCUUCCCAAGCCAGCGUGGACCCUGGUGUCUGUGGUGAAGCUGGGCCCUCCCACCCUGAGCCUUCCUAGACCCUUGGACUCUCAGAUGCAGGGCCCUUGGCUCUGGCCUCUCACCCCCAAGGCUGUCUCUGGCCCUGCCGAGCCUGUGGGAGUCCCGGGACAGAGCGCCCACCCCCCUCUACUUGCUGCUCUGGGCCUCCCCACCUUUGCUGGGGUCUCCACAUUCCCACUAGUGGGUCUUAUGUGUGUCUGUGUCUUCUCCUUAAACACUCGCCCUGGAGUCUGUUCUCACACCUGUGCGCAGGUUUGCACACUCAAGUUCUCAUGGGCAGGCUCAGGUCUGUCCCGCUGCCCUGGGCACGAGGUCUCCUGAGGACCUGGGCCUGUUCUGCUCCUAGGAGACCCGAGCCCGUUACCGCGUGACUCCCACCAUCCAGCUCACGCUCCUCAUGGAUUCAGCCAUGCAUGGACUGGGGUCUUCCCUGGCCCACGGUCACCUGUGCCCCUCGUGUCUCCUCACAUGGGUGUCUGUGGUUCUCUCCUGUGUAAAUGUCACGCCCCACCCCUGUUUCAUGUGGGCACUAACACGCGUGCGUUCCUGGCGGGCACACUCAGGACCGUGCCUCACAAGGCCCACUCCCUGCCUACGCCUCCCUCUUGGGGGGCCGAGGAGGGCGGCUGCUCUGUCAUGAGAAUGUACGGCCCGUGGAUGAUUAACGGGCCUUUUUCACUUAGAAGCUGCACAUUAUGGAACAUUAAACACUUUUGUCAUAGA
Molecule: messenger RNA, 4315 nt
Organism: Pan troglodytes (chimpanzee)
Lineage: Eukaryota; Metazoa; Chordata; Mammalia; Primates; Hominidae
Gene: CARD10
Product: caspase recruitment domain family member 10
Exons: 21
Coding region: 78-3518 (1146 amino acids)
Biological process (GO): regulation of apoptotic process
Cellular component (GO): cytoplasm
Molecular function (GO): CARD domain binding
Source: RefSeq, a predicted model, not a curated record